Mesocestoides corti is the source of this 4773-nucleotide messenger RNA. NCBI's taxonomy places the organism in Eukaryota, Metazoa, Platyhelminthes, Cestoda, Cyclophyllidea, Mesocestoididae. The record is from the annotation of a GenBank genome assembly.
AUGUCUCGCGAACCCAGGGAAACAGGAUCUAGGUGUUGCACAUCUAUAGGAGACGCAGAUGUUGUGCCUUCCCCUCUAGGCCAGUUGUCAUCAGAGACCCAGGAAAUUUUCGAUGCUUGCCGUCUAGGCGACCUGUCUCGUGUUAUAGCGUUUCUUGACAGUGGUGUUCCCGUAAAUGUCAAAGAUACCACUGGUAGAAAAUCAACGCCACUGCAUUUCGCGGCGGGGUAUGGUAGACUGGACGUCGUUGAGCUCUUACUUAUCAGAGGUGCUGAUGUUUCAGCAAAAGACGACGGAGGCCUGAUACCGCUGCACAACGCCUGCUCAUUUGGCCACACCGAUGUUGUCCAAAUGCUACUAGCGGCAAAAUCUGAUCCCAAUGCUCAGGACAAUUGGCACUACACACCUUUGCACGAGGCUGCCAUCAAGGGUAAAGUCGAUGUUUGCAUUCUGCUUCUCCAGGCCAAGGCCGAUCCGCUCAUGAAAAAUCUUGACGGCAAGACACCUCUUGACUUUGCAAAGGGACCCACUGCCUUGGUGUUGGUUGGCGAUUUUCGCAAAUCCGAACUCCUGGAGGCUGCUCGAAUGGGGAAGGAGGAGAAGUUGAUUUCUUUGCUGACACCCCAGAACAUAAAUUGCCACGCCGAUGACGGUCGAAAGUCCACUCCUCUUCAUCUGGCCGCGGGCUAUAAUAGGUGCGACAAGGGUGGUCUCAUUCCCCUGCACAACGCCUGCUCCUACGGUCACUUGGAGGUGUGCGAGAUGCUGAUCGCGGCGGGCGCGGCCGCCGAACAGGUCCACGCCGCCGAUCUCUGGCAGUACACACCGCUGCACGAGGCCGCGAGCAAAUCGCGCGCCGAGGUGUGCUCGCUCCUAUUGGCCCACGGCGCAGAUCCCCACCAGGCCAACAUCUACGGCAAAACCGCCGUCGAUUUGGCCCCCACCGCCGAUCUCAAGGAGCGCAUCACCUACGAACACCGAGGUCAGUCCGUCCGGUGGGGUAAUGCAGGGUUUGGUGGAGUUCCCUGGGAGCGACAUCUGCUAUUAGACAGUUGUCGUCGAUGCGACCUAUGCCUUGUGCGACGUCUCCUAAAUUCCCCCCAACCACCGUCGGAUGUCACCAAGUGCCAUGCCAGCGCAGACCAAGCCUGUUCACCUCCAACGCCUCCUGAUCACGCUCUUCCCUCCAUACCUGGCGAGUCGUCGUCGUCGAUUGCGUCGACUAAAACCACCAACCAACCACCCUCUUCAACGCCCGAUCUCAUUCACUUUCGACACCCCUUCACCGGUGAUACCACACUUCACGUGGCUGCAACCGCUUCCAUGAAACUCGACGGAAGGGAGGAAGAGGCUGAGUACAAGUCCACUUCCUCGUCUUCUGUAGCCAUGGCCAGUCAACGGCGCCAACUCAUCGAAUUGCUCAUCUCUAGAGGCGCACGCCUAAGCGACCGCAAUGCCGACGGUCGGACACCACUGCACGUGGCCGCCUCGUCUGGCUGCGUGGAGGCCAUUCUGUGUCUGGCCCAGUUUGGCGCCCAGGUCAACGCCACCGACGCCCAGGGCUACAGUCCCCUCCACCUGGCCUCGGCCAACGGCCGCGCAGUCGCUGUGCGGCUGUUGCUGGACAACCUCGGCGCGGACAGGUCGCUCACCACGGCCAACAACGGUCUCACCGCCCUCCAGCUGGCUACGUCCGACCGCGUCCGCCGCAUGUUCUUUGAACCGACGUCUUCUGCCGCCGCCGCCGCCGCAUCCACCGCCGUCGUCUACCCCUGUGGAGACGUCAGUCCCGACCCCCUGAUUUCACCUUCCUCCAUGACUACAGCGUGUACGUCAAGGCUGGGUAGUUUGUUCGCUUCAAGAGACCAUAGCUGUCACACCAGCGGUGUUUCUUCCUCCACAGCCCUCCCGCCGGAACCAAAACCACCACUCACAUCCGCGACAGAGGCUUCAAAGAGCACCGGCGGUUCAGGUGAUUCUCCAGGUCAUCAAAAGACCACCGCUUCAGCGCCCUCCCAGUCCACCCCGCAGCCCCCUGUCUACGUGAGCGGCAGCGCAAGCAACGCCAAUAAAUCCAGCGGUGCCCUCGUUGGGGUUGGCACGACCCCCACCAGCAACACCGCCUGGGCCGGUGUCGUUCUCCAACUCCUCGAAGCCGCCAAGGCCGGCGACGUGGACAUGGUGUGUCGUCUGGUGGUUGCCUACCAGACCUCCGAUGGAACUGUUGGAGGAGGCGGCAGCGGCGGCGGGUUGGUGGUGGGCUGCAAGCCGCCCACCGAUCUCAUCAACUGCCGCGACAUCGACGGUCGCCACUCCACGCCGCUGCACUUCGCCGCCGGCUACAAUCGUCUGGGUGUUGUGGAGGUGCUGCUCAAAUUCGGCGCUGACGUCCACGCCAAAGACAAGGGUGGCCUUGUUCCGCUACACAACGCUUGCUCCUACGGACACGCUAAAGUGGCCGAAUUGUUGAUUCAAAACGGCGCGAACGUGAACGUCACAGAUCUCUGGCGGUUCACGCCGCUUCAUGAGGCAGCUGCGAAGGGCAAAUUCGACAUCUGCCGCCUCCUUCUCAAACACGGCGCCGACCCAAAACGCAAGAAUCGCGAUGGUCACAGGCCCAUCGACCUGGUGAAGGACACGGAUAGUCUAGUCUACGACCUCCUACGUGGGGAUGUUGCCGUUCUGGAGGCUGCAAAACGUGGCAACCUGGCGAAGAUCCAGCGCCUCGUCACUCCAGAGAACAUCAACUGUCGCGACACCCAGGGCCGCAAUUCGACGCCGCUGCACUUGGCCGCUGGCUACAACAACCUAGAGUGGGUUCUGCAAAGCCUUACAUUCCUCCUUUCCCCAAAUCUUUCACUUCCUCUCCUCCUAACCUCCUCCUACACCCCGUGUUCCCCCUGCUUACCCCGUGCGCUAUUCUUCACCAAGGUAGUCGACUUUCUGCUCGAAGCCGGCGCUGACGUCAACGCGCACGACAAGGGCGGGCUGAUUCCGCUGCACAACGCCAGCUCCUACGGCCACGUCGAUGUGGCCGCCUUGCUCAUCCGUCACGGGACCUCGGUGAACGCCGUCGACAAGUGGGGCUACACGCCCCUCCACGAGGCCGCACAGAAGGGUCGCACGCAGCUCUGUUCCCUUCUCCUAGCACACGGCGCAAACCCCCUCGCGCGCAACGAAGAAGGUGGGUCUGUGUUCUCAGAUGUGUGUCUUGAAGUUGUGGAUGUGUCGUCCGAAGAUUGCUCUUCUCCUCAUAAUUCCCAGACUCUCGAAUUAGAUCCACUGUUGAAGGGGCCUCGUGGCGUAAUCGCCGGUACAUCAGCUUCCGCCGUACUGAAUUCCCUUGUGGCUGGCGGACGUCAAACAGGUCACGUCGCAUUUGUGGCUACGCAUGCUUCCCUCACUCACUCCCCCGUCCCCCCUUCCACCUGUGCAGGCCAGACGCCGCUCGAUUUGGCCACCGCGGAGGACGUCAAGUCGUUGCUCUCGGACGCCAUGCCCGCAGCCAGCGUCGUCGUGGGCGCGCCUCCAGCCAGCCUGCCCCUGCACGUCUCCCACCUCCAACAGGCUGCCGAUGGCCCCCGUACCGAGGGUCAAGGUCGCGAGGCGGCCAGAUUGGAUGGUGGAGGUGGCGUCCAGCAGGCAACCACCUCUACCGUUGCCGCCACCGCCACAGCACCGAUUGUCUCCACGUCGAGCUUCCUGACUACCCUCGGCCUCGAGCACUUAGUGGAACUGUUCGACAGGGAACAGGUCACUUUGGACGUCCUCGUGGAACUGGGUCACGAGGAGUUGAAGGAACUCGGAGUGGUCGCCUACGGUCAGCGCCACAAGAUCAUCAAGGGUGUCAGCCGUUACCGAUCGCUCAUUGCCGCCACGCCAGCGGUGCAGGCUUUGGAGAAUGCCGGCGCAGCUACCGUCGUCCCUACUCGUGGAGGUGCCCCAGGGGGUCACUUUAGGGGUGUCGGGGUGCACGAACCGAUGCCCCCGGGCUCCGACUUCUUCCCUGCUGCCGCCUCCACGGAAACCGUCUUCGUGGACUUGCCUCGUGACUCCGCCGAGUUCAAGGAUGUCGAGGAACAGUUCCAGAACAGCAUUCGUCAGCACAAGGACAGUUGUGGAGGCGUCUUCCAGCGUCUCCACGUGCUGGAGAUAACUCGAAUUCGCAACCGACGCAUGUGGGACCGCUACAUGCACCGGUGUACCGAGAUCGCGGAGGACUGCAGCGGCGGGCACUACAACGAACGCUUCUUGUUCCACGGCUCGCCAUUCCUCCACUCCAUUGUCACGAAAGGCUUCGACGAACGACACGCCUACAUCGGUGGGAUGUUCGGCGCUGGCAUCUACUUCGCCGAGAACUCGUCCAAGUCGAAUCAGUACGUCUACGGCAUCGGCGGUGGCUCUGGUUGUCCCAGCCACAAAUCCCGUUCGUGCUACGUUUGUCCACGCCAAAUGCUGCUGUGCCGCGUGGCCCUGGGUCGAUCGUUUAUCCAGUUCAACGCCAUGAAGGUUGCCCACGCGCCACCUGGCCAUCACUCCGUCGUGGGACUACCGUCGGCCGGUGGUCUCAACUACGCCGAAUACGUGAUCUACCGGGGGGAGCAGGCCUACCCCGAGUACCGCAUCACCUACCUACUGGUGCCCGCAUCCGAGUCCCCCACCAGUCCCCCUGCUGUACCCAGCACUGCCGUCGCCGUCGCCGCCACCCCCAACCCCCUGACCUCGCGCCAAGCUGGCCGGCCCGCUCCAGGCGGCCCCAGCAACACCACCUAA